Homalodisca vitripennis (glassy-winged sharpshooter) is the source of this 1692-nucleotide messenger RNA. Its product is annotated as transmembrane protein 145-like. The record is from RefSeq and is a predicted model, not a curated record. The transcript has 12 exons. Bases 35 to 1609 code for a protein of 524 amino acids. NCBI's taxonomy places the organism in Eukaryota, Metazoa, Arthropoda, Insecta, Hemiptera, Cicadellidae. Gene Ontology annotation, biological process: G protein-coupled receptor signaling pathway; response to pheromone.
CCGUACACCAGUGACAACCGCGACUCCAGGGGCCAUGGACCGGUUCCCGCUGGCCCUGGUCUUCCUGACGGCGACAGUGGCGGUAGCGGGUGUGGGAGCAAAGUUCUUACGUGGAGAACUACGCACCACUCAGGAAUGGGCGUUUUUGGCUAGAUUUUGCUUCUUGUCCCACUACGGACGAUUUGAGUACAACAUCGAGUACAGCAAGGAGUUUGCCUACCAGAAUCUUCUGCUCUAUUAUGACUCUGACACUCAGUGGCCUUCUGUCUAUAAAUCAAAUAAGACAUGCGAGGAGAAACAGUCGAUCUUGAAGCGAGAGUUGCUGCAGAUCGUCCCUCUGGUGCCUGAGGAACUGGACUCUGGCUGUGUGGAGAUUUCAAGGCCUAAGAAAAAGGGGCCGUCAUCCAUAUUCUGCAACAGUUCCAAGAGCUUCAGGAGCGCCCGGGAGCGCUGGUGGUUUUUAGCUGUCAGUCACUGUAACUUUUCCAAGGGGCUGAGCAUCAAGUACAGCUUUCUCAUGACGAACGGCGCGCCCGGAGACUACUGGCACGAGCAUUUCUCUGCUGAUGAAUUCUAUAUAAUGCCUCUGCUGAUGGGGUUCUCGAUGCUGUACAUCCUGGUGAUCCUGGCCGCUGUUGUCUGCUGCAAGGAGCUGAAAACUCGUCAGUUAUUGCACUCCACCUACAAGCUGUUCUUCUGCUCGGUGGUGCUGCAGGAAGUGGGCAUUUUCGUACAGAGUAUCGCUUACAUCCAGUUCGCGGUAUCAGGAUUGGAUUCUGUUACCAUCAGAGACAUUGGACGGCUUUGCGAGUCGGCCAGUGAGAUAGUGUUCCUGCUGGUACUGCUGCUACUUGCCAAAGGGUACACCGUCACCAGGGGCAGACUCCGCCUGGCCUCCAGCGUCAAGCUCACCAUCUUCAUGUAUAUGUACACUGCCUGCUAUUGCUUCCUCUUCCUGUUCGAAAAACAGUAUUUCGACCCUGGCGAAGUGCUUUAUAUUUACGAGAGUCCGGCAGGCUAUGGUUUGAUCGGGCUGCGCAUAGUGGCUUGGUGGAUGUUCAUCUACUCCACCAUAUUCACGCUCAAACACUAUCCAGAGAAAGCCACCUUCUACUACCCCUUCAAUCUCAUCGGGACAUUGUGGUUUGUUGCAGGCCCUGCGUUCAUCCUGUGCGCCAACACUUUCAUUGACAAGUGGGUACGGGAGAGUGUUGUAUGUUUCGUUCAACACAUGAUAGCUGCCAGCGGUCACAUUCUGUUUCUGAUGCUGACAGUUCCGAGCAAGGCCAACAAGAACUUCCCGUACCACGUGCGGACCACGCAGAUCGGUGUCAUGGUCACUGACGGCACUCUGGGAAACAACAGCCUGGAUCACUUCGGCCAUCAUCCGUAUGCGCCUGGGGGUGCGCCUCUGGGUAGACCCACCAGCCGCCCCAACUGUUACUGGGACCAAACUAUAGCAGAGGGCGAAGUUCACGCGACGUUUAAGUUGACCAGGCCGGCCAGUAACGGCACUAAUGACUGCCUCAUCGUCCGCCCCGAGGAGGUCCUGCCCGUACCCGACUUCACAGCACCUAGCCACAGAAACAAUAUUUAUCUUCCUAGUUAGUUCCUAAAGUUAUAUUAGAAAGAAAAGUGUAUCAUAUUUUUGUAUUCCUUAUCCUAUAAUAAAACUACAGUUUUCAGACUUCA